GAGACAUAGGGAAGAGGCAGAGGGAGGCAGAACGUACUGGAGACUUAUAGGGGAAUCAUCACAGGGGGAGAAAUGCAAAACAAUGGCUGGUGGAUUAGGUGGGGGUGUUGGUGAAAUCCCCACUGCAGCCCCCAGACGUGCUGCUCAGAGCUCCAUAAAGCAAACACAAGCAACAGAUUAGAGUUGGGAGCAGCAGUGCAGUUUCUGAGAUGGGAACCGACGGUGCAGGAGGCUGGUGAAGAAGAACCCAAAAAUCUCAUUGCUUCCUGCCAGGGGGCUGCAUUUCUUUCUGUUUUUUUUUUUUUUGAAGGUGGACCUUUUGCAAUUUUUUUGGGAAUCUCCACUAAAGAGGCAAAGAGGAGCAGUUUGCUUGGACACCAUCCACUCCAGACAUUGCCCAUCUGUCAGCAGCAUUGAUGCAUCUGCUUGAGGGCAGCUGUCUGGCUGGGGUGGGUGCAUACAGGGGGCCACAACAAAGACAGCAGCAUCUCUGCACCCAAAAUAAUGGAAAACACCCAGUCCCCCCUGGCUUGUCUCUGAUGCCCCCCCAGAGAGAUGUUUGGUGCAGCCUGUUGUUCUGCAAUGAGCCUGUUCCUCUACCUCUCACAUGCAGCCCCCACCUCCCCCAGAAAGCUGUAAGGAGCCCUCUUCUCUGUCCUACCUUAGCUGCGAGAUUAUCAUUGGGAAGUAUCACCUGGAAAGCCUCUAAACUCGGAGCCUCCACUUGGAUUUCCAGCCCCUCAUUGUGUCCAGAUGAGCUGGAACUGAUUGUGCUUUUGUUCUAGAGCCCAGGAGACUCCACAGAACCUUCUUGCGCAACAUUCUAUCAACUCGGGCCGGAGAGAACGUUCAGACGCAUCUGUCAUGAUUAGUCGCAAGGGAACACGUGCGCUUUUCCAAAAUCGCUGUAUCUGGGAGUGAGCCGGCGCUUUGGAGCCUUCAUUGGUCGAUCAGUGGAGAUACAAGGUCUGACGGCAGUUUCGGUCUAGAAUAUAUGGGGAAAAAGAAGGAAAACUCUAUAAGGGACCCUUGGUUGGUCUUAACAUCUCCAAAGUAUUUGUCGGCCCUUGUGUCUUGAUGUCUGACCAGAUUCCUCGCAGAUCGCUGUAGGGAAAGGCACAGAUGCAUUUAGCUGAUCAUUUCCCAUUCAGACAAACCGACCCCUCUUCUCCUAGCGACACCCCAGUGCGCCCCAUUAGCACCACCUUGGUCGGUUCCUUUUCUGUUCUUCCACUUUGACUCGUGGAUUUGGGCGUCGGAGAAGAUCAGGAAUCCUUGGCAGGGUCGGAAGAAGCUGGGGGCACAGUCAGAAGGUGCUGGUGUUGAUGGCCCUUUGCUCUGGGACGACUUGGUUUGGGCAAAUCCUGCGCAGGGUCAUCAGACUGCACGGCAACUGGUCCAGGAGGUCUAGUAGCCUCUUGUGUCUUUCCCAGGAAAACGAGCAGGGAGUGGGGAGAGGUGACCAACAAGCCUACAUCCAUCACCACCACCAUCACAACCACCCCCUCCACUCCCACUCACCAGGUGCCCAACCCAACCAUUGCUGCUUCCAACUUCCCAGCGACUGCUGCGACCUCUCACACAGGACGGGGGGACAUGAUCCCCUCACUAGCCGGUUGCUGUCGGCCAUGAAGCGGCAGAAUGUGCGGACUCUGUCCCUCAUCAUCUGCACGUUCACUUACCUGCUGGUCGGUGCCGCUGUCUUUGACGCGCUGGAGUCGGACUACGAGAUGAGGGAAGAAGAGAAGCUCAAAGCCGAGGAGAUACGUCUCAAGGGGAAGUACAACAUCACCAGCGAGGACUAUAGGCAACUGGAGCUGGUCAUCAUGCAGUCGGAACCUCACAGGGCCGGGGUUCAAUGGAAAUUUGCGGGUUCCUUCUACUUUGCCAUAACUGUUAUUACUACUAUAGGUUAUGGACAUGCUGCUCCAGGAACUGACGCAGGAAAGGCCUUCUGCAUGUUCUACGCUGUCCUUGGAAUCCCGCUUACUCUUGUCAUGUUCCAGAGCCUGGGAGAGAGAAUGAACACCUUUGUCAAGUACCUCCUGAAACGAAUCAAGAAAUGUUGUGGGAUGCACAGUACAGACGUCUCCAUGGAGAACAUGGUCACCGUUGGCUUCUUCUCCUGCAUGGGAACUCUUUGCAUUGGAGCCGCGGCCUUUUCCCACUAUGAAGAGUGGAGUUUUUUUCAGGCCUAUUAUUACUGUUUUAUAACUUUAACUACAAUAGGUUUUGGGGACUAUGUGGCUCUGCAAAAAAACAAAGCCCUUCAAAAGAAGCCUUUAUACGUGGCUUUUAGCUUUAUGUACAUUUUAGUAGGCUUGACGGUUAUUGGGGCAUUUCUAAACUUAGUUGUUCUAAGGUUCUUAACUAUGAACAGUGAGGAUGAAAGGAGAGAUGCCGAGGAACGGGCGUCAUUGGCCGGAAAUCGUAACAGCAUGAUCAUCCACAUCCAGGAGGACACGCCGCAUGGCCGACAACGGUACAAGGCCGAAGUGACAGACCUUCAGUCCGUUUGUUCUUGCAUGUGUUACAGAUCUCAUGAGUACACCAGCAGGAUGGUGUCCCACCAAAAUUCCUUCAGCUCCAAGCUGAAUCCUCAGUACUUUCAUUCAAUAUCCUACAAGAUUGAAGAAAUCUCACCAAGCACAUUAAAAAACAGUCUCUUCCCAUCCCCCGUUAGCUCAGUUUCACCUGGGUUGCAUAGCUUUACCGACAAACACAGGUUAAUGAGAAGGCGGAAGUCAAUUUAGGGUCAUCUUUAGUCUUUUUUUUUUUGUUGUUGCUGUUGCAAGAUCGCCCCCUUCUUUCUCGCUGAUAUUUACGUCUCAUUUUUUCUGAAAUGAGACAGAGAGAGGGGAGCGAAAGAAAGAAAAACACAAAAAGUUGAAACGAGCCUGCCUUCUCCGAGACUCAUUAGUGAGCAUGAAGCAUGGAUUCUUCUAACUUCUCCAGCAAACUAUGCCUUACAUAAACCCCCUGAAAGUAUUUCAGAGGAUUUCAUUAAUAAUUGAUGCACAGUGGGUACCAAAUCCAAAGUUGCACACAAGAUGGGGGAGUUUGUGUGUCGCUUGCACUUCUGACCUUAGAACCUUUUUGAAUUACUUUAAAAAAAUAACAAAAACAAAAAAUAUACCAGGUCACGGGUAUGAGUAUGAGUGUUUGUGCAGUCCCAACUUCACUGUAACAAAUUCAAACAUCAGGUAUUAAUUCCGGUAAGCAAUUGCAUUGCAUUAAAAAAGAAACUUUUGAUUGCUCCUAGAUGACCUACAAAAUUAUUUUUUUUUAAAUUAAAAUAGAUUUUUUUUAUUCAUUUCAUACACAAAGCAUGUGCAUUAGGCAGUUUGAAUGCCGUAAAUAUCAUAGAACUUUUUUUUUUUUCUAAAAUGCUAGAGAGAUUGUUUAAAAAAAAAAAAUUAAUAAUGAAAUAUUAUGGAUCUUUCCAGUUUGCCAGUUCCAAACCAAUUAUGAAAAAAUAAACAGCAUGCACUUUUUAUUUCCGAAACUGGCAUGCGUGUUACGAAUAAUACAAAAAAGCGGAUUAAACUAUUCACACAAGAAGUUUUCCUUUUCAAUUACUUCGCUUUAAUAAAACAGCUCCAAUCCUUUGCGUUAUUGUUGGAACAAUUAAUACGGAACAAGGAAAAAUAUUUAAUUUGAAUUGUAAAUUUUUUUUUUUCAUUUUUACUUUAUUUAAAAAAAAAAAGAAAGAAAAACAAAGGAAUAUUUUUGGUGCAGCAAGUACCUGCAUGAAUAGAAUUCUAUUUUUCGGAAUGCUUGAAUUAAGAUUCUUGGGUGGUUGUAAAAAUUUCUUUUUUCAAUAAAAUAGUGACGGGAUGCA
Molecule: messenger RNA, 3841 nt
Organism: Xenopus laevis (African clawed frog)
Lineage: Eukaryota; Metazoa; Chordata; Amphibia; Anura; Pipidae
Gene: kcnk9.S
Product: potassium channel subfamily K member 9-like
Exons: 2
Coding region: 1326-2753 (475 amino acids)
Source: RefSeq, a predicted model, not a curated record